Messenger RNA from Amphibalanus amphitrite, 3973 nucleotides. Its product is annotated as aftiphilin-like. Gene Ontology annotation, molecular function: clathrin binding. Gene Ontology annotation, cellular component: AP-1 adaptor complex; trans-Golgi network membrane. The record is from RefSeq and is a predicted model, not a curated record. Gene Ontology annotation, biological process: intracellular transport. The transcript is spliced from 7 exons. NCBI's taxonomy places the organism in Eukaryota, Metazoa, Arthropoda, Thecostraca, Balanomorpha, Balanidae. Bases 449 to 2953 code for a protein of 834 amino acids.
CCAAAAGCAGCUGAGAGCUAUUCAGUUAAUUCCGUCGCCUCUGCUCAUAAAAAUGAAAGGAAAGUUAUAUGACGUCAAAUUCUUUCGAUCGACAAAUGAGCAACUCGAAAAGUUGGUUCGUGACGUCAUUAUUUCGAAGAAUCCGCACUCUUCUGAUGCUGAUUGGCCAAGCGCCCGAUCAGCAGAAGUUUAUGAACAGCUGAAGGACAUAUCGGAAAUGAAAAGGCGAAACUGGCGCGAGGGAUAGGUGGGGGGUUUUGGCGAGAUUUUGGGCAUUUUAUAUUGAAAAAUGAGACAGUGAUGUCUUGUGGGUUGGGGUAAGAUUCUAGCCUGAAAAUCCAGUUAUUUGGGUUCAGUCGCAUGAAAAAUCGCUGGGCCUAGUGUCUCCCUGGCUGCUUGAAACAGGGCCGCAGGGUGCGCCUCCGCCUCUGAAGAGCCGGUGGUGAGGAUGUUCCCUCCCAUGGUGUCGGCGUCGCCGCCCCCCUCUGACGAUGAACUGUCCGGGGAUGACGGUGACGAGCUGGGAGUCGCCGACUCCUCGUUCGAUAUCACAGGUCUGUCUCAGAAAUUGCCGGUGUGUCAGCCGCCGAACCACAAGCCGCCGGCGCCGGUCUCCAGCCGUACCUACUCCCCGGACCCGGCACGGUCGAGUCCGUCGCCGCCGGCCGUGCACCGUCUGCCCUCGGACGACUGGGGAGAGUUCAGCGGCGCCCCGGCGGGCGCAGACCCCGCCGCGCUGGUCCCAGCACCUCCCGCGGCGCCCCAGCAGUUCUCCGGACCGGAGAGGGACGUGAACGGUGCGGAGGACUCGCCGUCUGAGGUCCGCGCGGCACCUGUGUCGGUGGAUGCGUCCCGAGCGACCGGUGUCAGGCAGGAGCGCAGUAUUUUCUCGGAUAGUGAGAGUGACAGUGAGGAGGCUAACGGACCUCAGCGGGGAGGAGAGGCGAGCCCUGCUCCACCGGCGGCGGCUAGUGAGCGUGUGCAGCCCAGUCAGACCUCCGCAGUUAUUGGGGAUAACGAACCUGCGAGCGAGGCGAAAUUGCACCGGGAAGGAGACAGGACGGCAUCCCCGACGGUGACGCUUCAGAAUGGGACUGACGAGCUUUCCAAAGUGGCAGCGGGUGGCGACUCCGAUAGUGACGAUUUCGGCGAUUUCGGUAGUUUCAGUGCAGCGACUGCGAGUGAAUCGGUGACCGCGGUGAAUGCAGUGACAGUGGUGAACCCAGUGACCGAUCAGUCGGUGUCACUGGACAGUUCCGUGCCUGACCACCGAAGUGACGGUCAGUUUGCCGCGGGCACUCCCCCAUCUCUAAAAUCAAACUCCAGUAACGGCCGAGAGGAAACCUCUAGUACGGCCAUCCGCGUCUCUAAUGCCAAUCCUUCCGCGGCAGAUGUCGGUAGCUUUGCCGUCUCAAAUGGACCAGAUAAUGCUGUGAAUGAUAGUACGGCAGUGGAAGGCAGCUCAGACCGUAUCCCCUCUCCGGAUGAUGGCGUGAAGUCUGAAGAAGCUGCCAGUCCCUCCGAAACCGUGGAUGACCCACACAACGCCAGCCCGGUCCCCGAGACCGCGCCCUCGAGUGAUUCGGCGAGCGCACCGUCUUCCCUCGGCAGCUCGCCCAAACGUGCCAAAUCGCCGGACAAUGUCGAAACGCUCACAAAACUAGAGAAAGCGACCGACGAGAGUGUGCCCGGGGAUGACUUUGGCGAUUUUGCAGCUCCCGCUGAUGAUUUUGGCGAUUUUACUGCGCCGGCUGGUGACUCAUCAGCCCCUUCUGACGAGUUCGGUGAUUUUACCGCUAAAACUUGUGAUGUUUCUGCGCCCGAUGAGAAUUUAGGCGACUUUACCGUCCCAUCUGAUGUCCCCGCGCCGGAUAACGAUUUUGGUGAUUUUACUGCGCCAGCUAAGGACCCAUCCGCCCCCACGAACGAUUUCGGCGAUUUUGCUGCGCCGUCAGGUGACGCCUCAGCACCAACUGACGAUUUCGGUGACUUCGCUGCGCCCUCGGACGACUUUGGCGACUUCGCCGCGCCCUCUGGCGACUUUGUCGAUUUCUCGGGCCCGGCUGCGAGCUCCGGGGCCGGCUGGCCUCCGGACGGGGCGGACGGCGGGGGAGGGUUUGCCGACUUCGGCGCGGUGUUCGCCGCCCCGUCUACUGAGGCACCGCUGGAAGCAGAGGGUCAGCUGGCCGACCCGGCCUCUCUCAGUGACGACGAUUUCGGCGACUUUGAGGACUUCCAGGCACCCGUGCCGCAAGAGCCGGCGCCGAUCACUGACGAGGCGGCGGUGUCGGCGCUGCUGGCGCGCCUGUUCCCGCUCUGUGAGGAGGACCGCGAGCCGGCCUCCAUCCCGCUGGACGCCGGCGGCGUGUGGUACCAGCUGCGGGAGACGGACGCCACGCCGGCUCUCCAGUACCGCUGGCCGGCCGGCCGCAGCUACACGGCACUGCUGCACGCGCUCAGAGUGGACGCCAGCAAUAUCAUCAAUUUCGGCGGCUGGGGCGGCCGGCCGAGCCGGUUCGGCCAGCCGCUGGGGUCCGACUCGAUCCUGCAGCCGGUGAGGGCGGUGCUGGAGCCGACGCCGGCAGCGCCGCCGGCACCGCCCUCCCAGCCACCGGCCCAGCAGCAGCAGCAGCAGUCGGUGCAGCAGGAGCAGCAGCCGCAGCAGCCGUCACCGCCGGCCGGCGGCGAGGUUCCACCGGCUGCGUUUGACUGGAACAGCGCCGGCCUGAAGAACCCGCUGGACUCGACAGGUCUGGAGCGGGAGCUGCUCUCGGCCGAAGAGCCGCCGGCGCCCCGCUCCGCCGCCGCCGACUCCGUGCUUAGUCGACUGAUGGCUCAGACGGCCGAGAGGCCGCUGUCAGAGGCGGCCAGCCAGGUGGUGGCGCGCAUCCCCGACAUCGACUUCAUGCAGGCCAAGGUGCUCAUGUUUCCGGUCCGGGGUGCGGACGAGUGAUGUGCAGUCCGUGAGUGGGUGCGGUCUACCCUCAGAGUGUGAUAUGUGAUCGUGGGGUGGUUGUUGGGUGGGUUUGGGACGCUGGGGUGGCUGGGGAUAACGUGCUGUGGGAUGGGAAGGCAGCCCGCCGGGCGUAGUCAUGUUUUAUGUUAUGCCAUACAUAUCCCCUAUUCGGCUACAUUCCUGUGUUGGCGGGUACGUGUGGCUCCGUGCCGGCCCCGCGGUCAUCGGUAGCUCCUGUUUGCGCCGCGCGGUGGUAUUCCACCUCGGAUAGUUCCCGUAUAUAUGAUUUGUUGUCUAGUCACCUCGGUCGCUGGUGUCGAGGUUGCGUUCCGUCCUGUGGGCUGUCGGCCGGCCUGUCAGGGUCGCCCUGUCGGCUGUCUGUCGGGGUCGCCCUGUCGGCAUGUCGGGGCCGCUCGGGGUCACCCUGUCGGCCGCUCGGGGUCGGUCUGUCGGGGUCGCCCUGUGUCGGCCUGUCGGGGUCGCCCUGUCGGCUGUCUGUCGGGGUCGGCCUGUCGGGGCCGCUCGGGGUCGCCCUGUCGGCCUGUCGGGGUCGCCCUGUCGGCUGUCUGUCGGGGUCGGCCGCUCGGGGUCACCCUGUCGGCCUGUCGGGGUCGCCCUGUCGGUCUGUCGGGGUCGCCCUGUCGUCCUGUCGGGGCCGCCCUGUCGGCCUGUCGGGGUCGCCCUGUGUCGGCCUGUCGGGCCGUUCGGGUGCCGUGCCAUGCAUUAGUAGCUCGGCGUGCUCCGGCCGACCGCCGGCCGUUUUAAGUGGUGUCCUGUGUUUGCCGGGUGGCGAUUGUUUGGCGGUCUGUCGCCUGCUGGGCUGGCUCGGGAGUGGAGGGGGCGGGACGGCAGUGGGCGGACCCCGUGGGGACUCGGCAGCGCCCCUGUGUGUGUGUUAGUGUAUACAGUGCGGUCGCACCGAGUGUUACGGCCGUGUGCUGGUUCAUAUUGUUAUACAUCCAUAUUGCAUCAUACCGAAUCUGACAAUAUAUAACUGAUGAGUAACAGACGUAUGAA